This is a messenger RNA of Sporothrix schenckii 1099-18, 378 nucleotides long. RefSeq lists its product as uncharacterized. The record is from RefSeq and is a predicted model, not a curated record. Lineage: Eukaryota; Fungi; Ascomycota; Sordariomycetes; Ophiostomatales; Ophiostomataceae. The transcript is spliced from 2 exons. Bases 1 to 378 code for a protein of 125 amino acids.
AUGGGGGAGGGUUUUGACCAGAAAACGUAUCUGACCGAGUGCGGAGGUAAGAUACAAAGAAGGAAUAUGUCGCCUCCAAUGAGGACCGUGUCAGGGCCCAAGCGUGACGGCCAGGCCACCACAUCAGCCCUCGUCCAGUCCAAAACUGCUCGAGCCACGUCCAGUCACAAUAAAAGCAGCCUCGGUCACGACGAUCAGCUGGUGGUGCCGGAGCUCAUGGUCCAGCCUCGUCAACCUUGGCAUUCUUUUGUGCAGCUGGAAAACGCAUUCAAAAUUUCAAGCACGGCAUGCGACAGACGACACACUCCGCAGAAAGAAGCUGCAUGCCAAGAUCGGCUUGUCAAUGGAUAUGCCAAAACGAUUGUGUGGAAGGAAUAG